CCUCACUCAAAAAUUGACUAGCAAUCUUCACAACAGUAUAUAGCUUCCCAAAAUCCCACAAAAUUCUUCUCAAAAACAAUCCAAAUCCGGCAGGGAUCUUCUCCAAGUACCCAAUUUGAUUGACUACUUCAAGUGACCUAUUCCAACUUCCAGCUAUUCAUAUCAAGAUGCUAUCCUCACUACUAACAUUGGCCCUCGCUACAGCCGCAUAUACCAUGCCAGCGGUUAAUACCGCAGCAGCAGACAGGCCCGACCCAAGCCAGGUAUCUAUCAACAACAUCGUCUACGGGGGAACAGGUUGUCCGCAAGGCUCACUAGGCUCAUAUAUCUCACCCGAUCGUCAAACGUGGGCAUUUCCCUUUUCCUCUAAUAGCUCACCCAUACUAACUGAUGACAUAGCUUUACCCUGAUCUUCGACCAAUACGUAGCUUCCAUUGGCCCAGGCGUAGCAAUCGCCCAGAACAGAAAGAACUGCCAGCUCAAUAUCGACAUGAAGUACCCUGGUGGCUUCCAAUAUAGCAUCUUGAGCACGGUAUACAGGGGAUACGUCGGUCUCGACGCAGGAGUUAGCGGUGUUCAAUCCGCCAACUUUUAUUUUUCUGGACGUAAGCUCCCUCUCAAACGUCCCCCAUCUCUUUCAGUACACUAACAAAAUUAGAAUCAUCACAAGCCACAACACAGACCUCAUUCCGGGGCCCUAUCGAUGGGAACUACGAGGCGGUGGAUAAUGUGGAUGUCACAUCCACCAUUUGGUCUCCUUGCGGAUUGAGUGCGGCUCUGAACAUCAAUUCGCAGGUUCGCUUGACUUCUAGCACUGCGGCUGGACGCGGGCAGAUUACGGAUGAUUCUAUUGAUGGGAAGAUUACUUUUGUUGUUGGGGUUCAGUGGCAGAAGUGUUGAGGGACGUAUUGUGUAGUACCUUGUUGAUUGUUUAUAUUUCAUUUUCUUGGAGCCUUUUGUGUUUGAGAUGACGAAGCGUUUGGUACGAUUCUUGGGAGAUUGAAUUGUGUGGAAGCUUAAAUCUCUGAAAUUUGAAAAAGUAAGCAGUAUAGACUCUUGACUCUUGUAGUGACCGGGAUUUUGAAUGGAUU
This is a messenger RNA of Hymenoscyphus albidus, 1091 nucleotides long. The record is from the annotation of a GenBank genome assembly. Lineage: Eukaryota; Fungi; Ascomycota; Leotiomycetes; Helotiales; Helotiaceae.